Biomphalaria glabrata is the source of this 1093-nucleotide messenger RNA. Its product is annotated as pre-mRNA-splicing factor SPF27-like. The transcript is spliced from 3 exons. Bases 24 to 683 code for a protein of 219 amino acids. The record is from RefSeq and is a predicted model, not a curated record. Gene Ontology annotation, cellular component: catalytic step 2 spliceosome; precatalytic spliceosome; Prp19 complex. Gene Ontology annotation, biological process: mRNA processing. Lineage: Eukaryota; Metazoa; Mollusca; Gastropoda; Planorbidae.
UUUAUAAUAACAUUUGAUACAAAAUGGCUGGAGAAGUUGUUGUUGAUGCUUUGCCAUACUUUGAUCAAGGCUACGACGAUCCAGGAGUUAAAGAAGCUGCUAUAGCACUGGUUGAAGAAGAAACUAGGCGUUACAGACCUACAAAAAAUUAUCUAGACUAUUUGCCAAAUCCCAACUACCAUGCAUUUGAAACAGAAAUUAUUAGAAAUGAAAUGGAAAGAGUUCAAGCACGUCUACCAAUGGACAUGAUGAGCAUGAAAAGGUAUGAACUCCCCACCCCUCCCGCUGGUAAAAUGACAGACGUGACAGCUUGGCAGGAAUGUGUAGAUAACUCACAGGCCCAGUUGGAGCAUCAGUCUUUGAGAAUCUUGAAUCUGGAGCUCAUGUCUGAGUACGGUUCCGCGGCUUGGAGAUCUUACAACUCUGUGAUAAGUAACAUGAUUGAACAGGCACAGAAACAGUUGCAGGAUUUACGUAAGAAAAUUCAAGAAAUCAAUUGGCAACGCAAAACAGAACAGACCGAAGCUGGUGAAAAGUUGAGAGACUUGGAAACAAGUUGGGUCGGCCUCGUCAGUAAGAAUUAUGAAAUUGAAAGAGCUUGUGCUGAACUGGAAAAAGAAAUUCAAGAGGAGGACCAGAAACAGUUGAGGCGAGGCAGAAAAAGACUCCAUGAAGACUCUUGAAAAUGUUUUAUAAUAUAUGUUUAUGGUUUAGCUGCACUGGCAUAUGUGUGAAAGUGCUUGACUGGGGAUCGUUAUAUCAUUUCAUUGACAUUUAAAUAUCCAUUUAUUUUUUAUUUUUUGGCACCUGACUGGCCUUGAUGACUUUGUUUUCAUUGAUGUGUUUGGAUUGAUGUUGAUUGGGAUGAAGUUUUGUAUUGCAGACGAUUGAAAUGUGCUGUAAAAAUUGACCAAUUUUAUUUUUCUGCAAUAGACCUGCUGCCUUUUUAUGUUCAUAAAGAGUUGUAGUUUUUAAAAUGACCAUGAAAAUGUCUGUUACACUCUUCAACAACAUGUAGUAGUUAAUCUUAAGUGAAACAACUUUAAAAUUAUGUAAAGCAUCUUUAAAAUUAUUAAAAUAAUCAAUUACAAUG